UCUUCCCUUCAGGCCAUAAAAAAGCCUCUAAUUAUUAUUAUUAUUAUUAAUUUUUUUUUAUUUGUUAUUUUCGUUUUCUCAUGGCUGCCUCCGUCGAUCCGCUUGUUGUGGGGCGAGUGAUUGGUGAUGUUGUAGACAUGUUUGUUCCGACCGUCAACAUGUCUGCCUACUUUGGCCCCAAGCACGUGACAAAUGGCUGUGAUAUCAAGCCUUCAAUGGCUGUCAAUCCUCCGAAAAUGACACUCUCUGGGCAUUCAGACGAGCUAUAUUCUCUGGUGAUGAUUGAUCCUGAUGCUCCCAGCCCUAGCGAGCCCACCAUGAGAGAAUGGGUCCAUUGGAUUGUGGUGGACAUUCCGGGUGGAACUAACCCAACUAGAGGGAAGGAGAUUCUGCCAUAUGUGGGGCCACGGCCACCAAUCGGAAUUCAUCGGUACAUAUUGGUGCUGUUCCGGCAGAAGGCUCCUCUGGGACUUGUGGAUCAGCCAGGCUCUCGUGCAAACUUUAGUACCCGUCUUUUUGCCGGCCAGCUCGAUUUGGGUUUGCCGGUGGCGACGGUGUACUUCAACUCACAAAAGGAGCCGGCGAGCAGGAGGCGCUAGCUGAUCGGCCGGCCGUCUGCGCAGGGAGAAGUGAUUAGUGGAAGUAUAUGAAAUGGGGUUUCUAAUUAAGGUUCUUCUGUAAUGAAUGAAUGUAGUGUGGGUCAUUCUCCUGGGUGCCCGGGGAGGUGACCGUAUAUUAUCCAAUUAAGUCUCUGUUUUUUCUUUCUCGAUGAUAACAUAGGUUAGAACUAUGUUUUUGUGUUUCUUUCAUGUUGGAAUAUUAAUGCUUGUUUUUUC
Corylus avellana is the source of this 836-nucleotide messenger RNA. It is a transcript of the gene E12A11, whose product is annotated as PEBP (phosphatidylethanolamine-binding protein) family protein. The record is from RefSeq and is a predicted model, not a curated record. Gene Ontology annotation, biological process: response to abscisic acid; positive regulation of seed germination. Lineage: Eukaryota; Viridiplantae; Streptophyta; Magnoliopsida; Fagales; Betulaceae.